Messenger RNA from Tarenaya hassleriana, 2142 nucleotides. RefSeq names its product protease Do-like 9. The coding region runs from base 83 to 1900 and encodes 605 amino acids. Gene Ontology annotation, biological process: proteolysis. The record is from RefSeq and is a predicted model, not a curated record. Lineage: Eukaryota; Viridiplantae; Streptophyta; Magnoliopsida; Brassicales; Cleomaceae. The transcript is spliced from 8 exons. Gene Ontology annotation, molecular function: protein binding; serine-type endopeptidase activity.
UGGAAAUUUGAAGUGCGCGGAGAGGUUAUAUAGUUUUCACGGUACGAAUUUCAUGUUUGUUGGAAGCUACUCGAUUUGAAAAAUGAGGAUUUCUCGCAAGAGAGGCCAGAAGAAGAAAAAGUCCGAUGCUUCUCCGUCCGCCACCGCCAUCGCCGGCGAUGUUGAGGAUGACCGAGUUUCUGGGUCGGCUUCAGCAGCCCAGCUCAACGAAACAGUGUCAGCUCCUUCCCCUGAACCCACCUCGUCCACCGGAAAAAACCCAUCUCCGCCGCGACGUGGACGUGGACGGCCGAAGAAGCGUAGAAUCAGCAGCCAACCGGAGCCGACUGAGCUCGCCGGAAACAUCCGGAUGUCGUCGCCGGAACGGAGAGGGAGGCACCAUCACGCGGACGAGAACGGCGAUUGCAAUAACGGGGUUUUGUCGGCGGCGGAGCUGAUGGCGACGGGUUCGACGCUGCCAAUUCCGGCGGCGCCGCGGUGGGAGACGGUGGUGAAGGUUGUGCCCUCCAUGGACGCGGUGGUGAAAGUGUUCUGUGUCCACACUGAGCCUAACUUCUCCCUGCCAUGGCAGCGGAAGCGCCAGUAUAGCUCUGGCAGUAGCGGUUUCAUCAUCAGUGGAAGAAGGGUUUUGACGAAUGCGCACUCUGUGGAACAUCACACGCAAGUGAAGCUCAAGAAGCGUGGUUCUGAUACAAAGUACCUGGCGACAGUCUUAGCCAUUGGAACUGAAUGUGACAUUGCUCUGUUAACUGUUAGCGAUGAUGAGUUCUGGGAAGGAGUUUCCCCUGUGGAGUUUGGAGAUUUGCCCGCUUUGCAAGAUGCCGUAACUGUUGUUGGUUAUCCGAUUGGCGGCGACACGAUCUCUGUCACAAGUGGCGUUGUUUCGCGUAUGGAGAUAUUGUCUUAUGUACAUGGAUCGACAGAGCUUUUGGGUCUUCAGAUAGAUGCAGCUAUAAACUCUGGAAACUCUGGUGGGCCGGCGUUUAACGAUAAGGGAAAAUGCGUUGGCAUAGCUUUCCAGUCCUUGAAGCAUGAGGAUGCUGAAAAUAUCGGUUACGUCAUACCCACACCAGUUAUUGUCCAUUUCAUUCAAGAUUAUGAGAGGAAUGGGAAAUAUACAGGUUUUCCUGUUCUUGGAGUUGAGUGGCAGAAGAUGGAAAACCCCGACCUGCGCAAGUCAAUGGGUAUGGAGGCUCAUCAAAAAGGGGUGCGGAUAAAAAGAAUUGAGCCGACUGCCCCCGAAUCUCAGGUUUUGAGGCCAUCCGAUGUUAUCCUUAGUUUUGACGGAGUUAAUAUCGCUAAUGAUGGAACUGUUCCGUUCAGGCAUGGUGAACGAAUUGGGUUUAGCUAUCUCAUCUCUCAAAAAUACACGGGAGAUUUCGCCAUUGUGAAAGUUCUUCGCAACAAACAAAUACUUGAGUUCAAGAUAAGACUUGCAGCCCACAAGAGGCUCAUCCCGGCUCACGUAAACGGCAAACCUCCUUACUACAUCAUUGCCGGUUUUGUCUUCACAACUGUCUCUGUUCCAUAUCUCCGAUCUGAGUAUGGGAAGGAGUAUGAAUUCGAUGCACCGGUCAAGCUGUUGGAAAAGCACCUUCAUGCAAUGGCUCAGACUGUGGAUGAACAGCUUGUUGUUGUUUCACAGGUACUUGUGUCUGAUAUUAACAUCGGUUAUGAAGAGAUUGUCAACACCCAGGCUCUUGCGUUCAAUGGGAAACCUGUCAAAAACCUGAAAAGCUUGGCUGAGAUGGUAGAAAACUGUAAUGACGAAUAUUUGAAGUUCGAAUUAGAAUAUGACCAGAUUGUAGUUCUUAACACCAAGACAGCAAAGGAGGCAACUUUGGAUAUUCUAACGAUGCAUUGCAUACCUUCUGCAAUGUCUGAUGAUCUCAAGACAUAGACACAGAAACAAACAAACAAACAAAAAAAGUCGGCGCCAUGUUCUUUGGAAAAGCACGAAAAACAGAACUGCCUUCUCCGGAUACUUGGGAAGAGAGAGAUGGUCCAUCCAUGGUUCCUUGAUGUUUUCUGGGGCGCACCAUGGGAUCAUGGACAUGAGCCCAUGUAAACACACACACACGUUCUCGGGGAGCUCAUCCAACUGAAUAUUUUCACAUAAUGUUUAUGUUUCUGUUGUCUUUA